AUGGAGUUCGUGAAAGGAGAUAAAGUUGAAGUAUGCAGCAAAGAAGAUGGCUUCUUUGGGUCUUACUUAGAGGCCAAGGUAGUGUCGUCGAAGCUUCCCUACGGAUCCUACUACAAGGUUAAGUAUUAUAAUCUUGUGACGGAAGGUGAAGAUCCUCUGCCGCUGAUCGAAAUCAUCUCCUCCGACGAAAUCCGUCCGAUGCCUCCCAAAUCUGAACCGGCGGUUAUGUUUUCUCUCCAUGAAAAGGUUGAUGCUUUCGACUUAGACGGGUGGUGGGUCGGAGAGAUCACCGGCCGGAGAGGCGAUUUGUUCUCCGUCUACUUUGCGACGACCAACGAGGAGUGUGUUUACCCACUUAAACGUCUGAGGAAGCAUCUCGAGUGGGACCGUGUUAACCGAGUAUGGGUUUAA
Messenger RNA from Microthlaspi erraticum, 411 nucleotides. Lineage: Eukaryota; Viridiplantae; Streptophyta; Magnoliopsida; Brassicales; Brassicaceae. The record is from the annotation of a GenBank genome assembly.